CGUAUUCGAAACUGAAAACAGAGCUGCCGAGUGGAGCUGUCUCCUGUCUUUGUUUUGCUGAGAUCCCGUCGAUAUUUUGACCCCAAAACCACACCAUGGCGGACAGAAAGCCGUGUAAGGUGUGUAAUUUCUCCCGACAGAAAUCUUACGGCCUGGUGGUUCCUUCUCUUGAGGAGUUGAAGACAAGAGGUUGUGAGUUUUUUGGCUUCACGGCGAGCGACGACGUGACAGUGGUUCUGGAGGACGACGGGACAAUUGUGGAAGAUGAGGGCUACUUCUUGUGUUUACCUUCCAACACUAAGUUCAUGCUCCUACAUGAACGAGAAACCUGGUCCCCGCUCCGCAGAGUUGACGGUGGCACGGCCUGGAUGGCUCGAGAGUCGAUGAUCAUGGAUGCCAUUGAUGCAGCCACAGCUGGAGAUGAGUGGUUGGUUCAGGCUCAGCAGCUCAAGCAGGACCUGGCCAGUAUUUUCCUCAUGUCUGAGGCCGACUUACAGAAUUUAGUCGACGCCCCAGUUUCGGAGCUGGCCCCUGCUCUUGGGUUUUCCGUGCCAAAGGCAGAAAACUUUCAGGAGAAGCUCCAGGGUGUGCUGGACCGUCGUGAGGAGGAGAGGCAGUCGAAGGAGCUGCUGCAGCUUUACCUCAAAGCUGUGGAGAGGGAAGAGGGAGAGCAGGCGGAGGAGCCCAGUCAGAAAGAGGGGGAUAUGGUGGACGGGUCAGAGGCGGACCAGGUGUGUGGAUUCAUGUCCAGGACUCUGAUGGUGUUGAAAGGCAAAACAAGCCCCGAAACAAGGCUGUCAACGGAAGAUCUACAGUUGGUGUUGAGCCGAGGGGUGGAGGUCAUGGAGCAAGUCCUGGGCUGGGACAAAGUCCGGACCGCGGCGCUGAUAACCGACUGCACGGCGGAGUUAAACAAGCGACUCGGGAAGAUUCAGGCGGUGCAGUCCAUCAGAACCGCCAACAGCCAGCAAACAAACGACGACAGUGGGAGCGAGGAAAUGGCCUAGUCGCCUCGGGUCGCACCUGAGCACAGACUGAUAAGACUUCCUGCCGCGACUGUGUUGCAGAUUAUUCCCAAACACUGAAGUCUGUGAAUGUAAAUUUUUGUUUUCGCCGUCAACCACUGGCACAAAUCGAUGUACAGAACUACUAAUUUAAUGCGCUGGUCUGACUUUUUUCUUGUUUGAAAUGCCGUGCUUGAACUUCCUCCAUGCAAACUUGACAAAACUAUCGAUGACAUUCUAUUUUAUUCUAUUUCAGAUGCAUUGGUGUGUGCAACCUAACAAACACACAACAGUAAAACUGGAUUUUCUUACAAAUAUUUUUAUAUUCAACUUUGAAAAGUGUUUACUUCCAGUUGUAAACCAGACAGCAGGUGGCAGUAGCGUUACCCUUAAAUUGGCCAAAAAAAAAAACAGUUCUGUUCAGUCCAAUGACUUGAGAAAAAUAAAGGAAGAUUU
Synchiropus splendidus (mandarinfish) is the source of this 1460-nucleotide messenger RNA. It is a transcript of the gene dffa, whose product is annotated as DNA fragmentation factor, alpha polypeptide. Gene Ontology annotation, biological process: apoptotic process; regulation of apoptotic process. The record is from RefSeq and is a predicted model, not a curated record. Lineage: Eukaryota; Metazoa; Chordata; Actinopteri; Syngnathiformes; Callionymidae. Bases 96 to 1007 code for a protein of 303 amino acids. The transcript is spliced from 6 exons.